Messenger RNA from Lasiodiplodia theobromae, 747 nucleotides. Its product is annotated as Alanine and arginine rich protein. NCBI's taxonomy places the organism in Eukaryota, Fungi, Ascomycota, Dothideomycetes, Botryosphaeriales, Botryosphaeriaceae. The coding region runs from base 1 to 747 and encodes 248 amino acids. The record is from RefSeq and is a predicted model, not a curated record. The transcript has a single exon.
AUGCUCGCCCAACAAGACCCACCCUCCCAUAAUCCACCUUCCCUAACACCUGUCCAACCCCAGGACGAUAAAAGGCGCUCCCUCGGCCUCCGCGUCCCCAAGCACAUCCACAGCACCGUCCUCGCCGCAGACGCCGCAACGAAAGCCGACCGCCUCGCCGCGACUGCAGCACGAGACUCGCGACUGCUGGCAAACGCGCGCAGCACGCUGCUCCGUCUCUACCCAGCAACGCCCGCUGACGCCGUCGAUGACAUCGUCGCCCACACGUUCCGUAAGCACAGCGGACGCGUCGGCCGUGCCGGCGACAUGGAGCUCGACGAGAAGGUGACGCUGGGAUUGCGUGCGCACGUGAGGCACAAGUACACCGACUACGAUCGGUUGAUGCGGCACGAGGGGCUAGACAAGGACGAGGCGCGCAGGAGGAUUGCGCAUGAGGUGGAUGAGGUGGUUAGGAAAUGGCAAGGAGGAGAGCAGGGGCCGAUCUGGGGCCGGAGGAGGUUGUCACUUAGAAACGCUGGUGUUGGUGUAAACAACGCUGGUAGUGGCGGUGGUAGUGCAAGUGGCUCGCCGAAGAGGGGUAGAACAAAGGGCACGAGCAGUAGGGCGACGACAAAGAAGACCGGUGGGGGCAUCAAGAAGAGACCAAGAAUGAAGCAAAAGAGAACUUUGGCGAAGACGCCGAGGGUGAGCAAGACUGCGAGGAAACCGACGAGGAGCACUAGAGCACGCAGAGGCAAGAAGGCCUAA